AUGAACGACGCCGCCCAACCUAAGCGCCGUUUUACGCGGCAAGGGGGCGCGGCUCCCGUGUCUUUGGACACGGGUAUACCAGCCUCAGUACUGGAAGAUCCUCUUUUGAAUGGGGCUAUUGAGAGUCUUUUGCCGAAGAACUACAAUUUUGAGAUCCAUAAGACGGUACAUCAAAUACGAAAGUACCAUGCUCGCUGUGUGGCGCUGCAAAUGCCAGAAGGCUUAACUCUCUGGGCCACAUCGAUUGUGGAUAUCAUUGAGCGCUUUACAGAAGCUACGGCUGUGAUAAUGGGCGAUGUGACCUAUGGUGCAUGCUGUGUGGACGACUAUACCGCCAUGGCGCUAGGGUGCGAUAUGCUUAUACAUUACGGUCACAGCUGCUUGGGUAUGUUUCUGACGCUGACGCCAGUUCCGGUGGAUCAAACGAUGAUUCGCACUCUCUAUGUAUUUGUCGAGAUCCUCGUCGACACAACGCAUCUGCUGCAUUCGAUUCGUGCCAACUUCCCUAGCAAUAGCGCACACUUCCACAAAAAGGUGCUGACGCAGCCCAGUGAGCAGGGGAUGCAGGCUGCUGUGCCAGUGCAGACGUCUGAUGUGGAAAAUCGACCUACGCACUUGGCACUGGUGGGGACAAUCCAGUUCAUCGCCGCCAUUCAGGGCAUCCGCGAUGCCCUUACGAAGGGCCCUGCUGACACGGAGACCCAACGAGCCAUCAGCCUAGGUCAGGUACAUGAGGAAAAACAGGCUGUUACAGCAGAGCCGGAUGUGUAUACGGUGACUGUGCCUCAGAUCAAACCGUUGAGUCCAGGUGAGAUUCUGGGGUGCACGUCACCUAAAUUGGACGCCACGUCGGUGGAUGCAAUACUCUAUGUGGGUGACGGCCGCUUCCAUUUGGAGUCGAUCAUGAUUGCAAACCCCACGAUCCCAGCAUUUCGCUAUGACCCCUAUACCAAGCGGCUCCAGCGCGAGCUGUAUGAUCAUACGUCGAUGCGCCGUCUACGUCAGAGUGCCAUUCGUGACGCCCAGGCCACACUCGAUCGGGGCGAUGCGCUGUCUCAGUCUGCGUGGGGCCUAGUGCUGGGCACGCUUGGCCGCCAGGGAAGCACCAAGGUGCUAGACUACCUAGGCACUUCCUUGCACGAGCGUGAUCCACAUGUGCCUCAAGUGCCGAUUCUGUUAUCGGAACUCUCACCGCAAAAGGCCGAGUUGUUCGGGUCGCAUUUAUCGGUGCUGGUACAGACGAGCUGUCCUCGCCUCUCAAUUGACUGGGGUUCGGCGUUUCCCAAACCACUCUUAAGCCCAUACGAGGCGGCUGCAGCUAUGGGUAAGGCACGCAUGUGGUCCGAGGCGCCGAAUACACUGGGCAUGCAACGGUUUCCCUCUUUCCGAGACCGCUCAGAGGACAUCGACCGUGCAGAUUACCCGAUGGACUUUUACGCAAAUGAUUCAUUGGGACCGUGGACACCGCGUCACGGGCUGGGCGUCCUAAAAAAGUCAGGGCGCAACCACCGUGCGCUGCUGCAAUCCCUCGGCGUACUCAAACCGCGCGAUGUGCCAGCUGCCUCCACAUAA
Messenger RNA from Malassezia sympodialis ATCC 42132, 1572 nucleotides. RefSeq lists its product as uncharacterized. Gene Ontology annotation, molecular function: 2-(3-amino-3-carboxypropyl)histidine synthase activity. The record is from RefSeq and is a predicted model, not a curated record. Bases 1 to 1572 code for a protein of 523 amino acids. The transcript has a single exon. NCBI's taxonomy places the organism in Eukaryota, Fungi, Basidiomycota, Malasseziomycetes, Malasseziales, Malasseziaceae. Gene Ontology annotation, biological process: protein histidyl modification to diphthamide.